AUGUCAAGUUCUGGACCUGCGAUUGAGGUGUCCACAGAAUUGAAGCAGAACGUUUUUGGCGAAGACCAGGUGAUACCCGAAUUUGCCAAAGAUACCCAAUCUGGCAGUUCUUUCGCAAACAUUACUCAGUGGAAAGAGCUCGGUGCGUAUUUAGAGGGUCUACAAAAAAUCACGCCCGGUUCCUCUGAUUCAGAGAACAGCGAUCCGCAAUCCAAGAAUCCGCUCUCUAGACCAGUUGUUUAUCGGAUUUGCAACCAUUGUGAUAGGCCUAUUUUGGAGAAAUAUCUAGCAGAUCAUCUGAAGAGCUGCGCGCAGGAGAAACGUAACAAAACGUUGUCGGCAGAGAGAGCCAACACCGCAGUCACGAAUAACGUUAUGAAGAAGCGGCGGCUAGACGAAGCCGCAGAAAAUCUGUCGAGUUCACUAAACUCUCCGGAUGUUGAGGAGACCAAAUUGAACGGGGCCAACGGGGCGUCCAAAAAGCAGAAAGUUGCCAAAGUGCCCAAGGAGAAGAAAGUCAGGAAAAGCGUCAAACCGAAGAUCACCGGAAAACCAAAGGGACCUGUCGAUGUCGAGAAACAGUGCGGUGUUCCGCUGCCAAACGGUGGUUUCUGUGCACGGUCCUUGACCUGCAAGACGCAUUCCAUGGGAGCCAAACGAGCUGUUCCUGGGAGAAGUGCCCCAUACGAUCAGCUGCUUGCUGCGUAUCAGCGCAAAAACCAGGCCAAGAUCGGCGCUGCUGCUGCUGCUGCUCAGCAAGCUCAAGACGACCUCAUGCAUGGCUCCUCGGUUCCGUUGGACGACGAAGAGGAAACGCAUCAAGUCUUGGACGGUGUGACGAGAUCGACGCCAUGGCCUUUGGAACGGAAAGUGAUAAUGCCUACAAAACUACGCAACUCGUUUAUUCGCAUGAGAGAAAUGUUUGCUGGUGCUAUACUGCCUCGAAUGCCAUCCAACCCACUGGGACAGAUGCAAGGGCGUACUGCGGUGGUGGAUACAGAAAAAACCACCGAGUACGUUUUCCCUGUGCGGUCGCAGCACCAACGGAUGGCACCCUCGUCGCAGGUGCGGCCGGCCGCACCUAUGGCCAAGCCAACUCCCCAGGGUGCUGUUGAUGUUCAUUCGCAGAUCUCGGCCCAGGCCCAGCUGCUUGCACAACAGCAGCAGCAGCUCAGACUCGCGCAGGUCAAGAAACAACAGCAACAGGCACAGAUGCAAGCUAAAUACCAGGCCCAGCAGCUGGCUGCCGGGGUCGUUCCUCAGCAGGAUAAACACAUGCAAUUGACUCCGCAGCAGCAGCAGCAGAUGAUGAUGAGACGGCGGAUGUAUUUGCAACAGCAGUCGCAACAGCUGCGGCAACAGCAACAGCAGUAUAUCAACCCCCAGUAUAAGAGUCAGCAAGAAAUGAUGAUGAACCAACGCCAGCAAUAG
Molecule: messenger RNA, 1431 nt
Organism: Ogataea angusta
Lineage: Eukaryota; Fungi; Ascomycota; Pichiomycetes; Pichiales; Pichiaceae
Exons: 1
Coding region: 1-1431 (476 amino acids)
Biological process (GO): RITS complex assembly; regulation of transcription by RNA polymerase II; regulatory ncRNA-mediated heterochromatin formation
Cellular component (GO): SAGA complex
Source: RefSeq, a predicted model, not a curated record